UUAAGCGGUGAACUAUUUAUUUUUUUUUUGAGUGCUACAUGAAAAGUGUGAAAAAAGGUUUUAGAUAUGGACGAAAAGUCACUUCAAUCGAUGGCUAAUUCCAGCGAAUCAAGAACUCAACGAAAGCGACGCCACUCUGAGUUUGAUGAACAGCUGAAUACCAGCUGCGUGCCCGCUCCGAAAAAUGGAGUUGUGGCGGACUACAUUCCUUCUACGAAGAUCCGAGGCAUCGACUCUAGCAACAAAUUCUCCCUCACAGAGUUUCCCGAUGAACUGCUUUAUGAAAUUUUCAAGAAUCUCGACUCUUGGUCAUAUUUCCUCCUUAUGAACUGUUGCAGUCGUUUUUGUUCACUAUUAAUGGAUCGCCGUUUUUGGCAGCAUAUCGAUCUCAGUGAGCAGAUACUGCCGCUUGGCAUACUUGAAGAUGUUAUGGAGCGCACACAUAAAGGCACAACUUGCCUGAAGUUGCGUGGUCCGCCGCGGGAAUAUUUAAGUACUGAAAUAAAGAAGUUUAACAAAACUUUGGCUGAUAGCUUUGCCUUGCGGUGUACACAAUUGAGUAUUUUAGAACUACGUGGCGUUACUGUAGAUCUAGGAAAUGUACGCAUUGUGCAUUUUCCUCAAACCUUAAAACGGCUUGUUCUAACAGAAUGCAAUAUCUGUAAACUACCACAAGAGCAGACUAUAUUUUGUGGAAUACACACACACUUAGUACAUUUAGAGGAACUUGGAAUUGAGUUUAGCAAUUGGUUUGAGCCUUAUUAUAUAAUGAUGAUAUCAAAGAUACCUUCACUUCGUUGGCUUAGCUUAAAAGGUUCUCCGCGUUUGGGGGACUUUAUUCCGUAUGGCAGUAUGGCGGCGCGCUUUGGAUUUAAAAAAUUAGAAUACUUGGACUUGCGGUUUACACCCGUAUCAGAUUCUGAUGUGCAAUGUUUCAAUGUCGUGCCAACUUUGAAGGAGCUUCUUCUUGACUGCCCCUUAAAUUUGCGUGGGAACGAGACAAAACCAAACUCAGAAACCAAUGCCGAGCGUAAGGACACCGAUGCCUAUGAUUGUCAGCCCUCUACGUCGAAAGCGUCAUCCUCCCUGGCAGAAUUAAAUACCUUUCUUAAUUCUAAUAGUGAGGAAGACUCACCCAAUACUUCUACACAAGAAGCACAACAAUCAACAGAUGAUGAACAGCCAUCUUGUUCGAGCCCACAACUUUCGUCGGGCUCGUCUUCUUCUUCGUGCUCUGCGUGCUCGCCGCCAGCAUCACCUCCACUCCCAAUUUGCAAUCUACCUUCGAUUGGUGGUAAUUUACCUUCACGUAGCCGAUUUUUACCAAGACCAGACCAAGUUAUUUUGCUUGAGUUUUUAAGCCGUCGGCCACAUAUACGGCAUGUUCGGCCGCCAGUUAUAGAUAAUCAUUUCGAUCAAAUGAUGCAACACCCACUAUUCUGGAACAUAAUAAAUCCUUUGGGACGUGGUAGUGAAUCGAAUUGUUCCAGUUCCUUGGCAGGAUCAGUACCACAUUUCAAUCAUCACUCGUGCUUUCGACCAUGCCCUAUUUCGGAUCGUGCCAUUUGUUGUUUUGGCAGGCCACAAGAUCCGGUUGAACACGGUAUAAUUUGGAUACGCAUUGGCAAUCGCCCGGCCGAGAAUAGCUUUGUAAGACUUAGUGUCCGAAAUUAUAAAAAAGUUACCGAUAUUUCGCUGGAGCAUCUUGUUCAAUGUUCACCUGAGCUGAUCUAUCUGGACUUGAGUGGCACCAGUGUGACACGUGAAGGUGUGCAACGAUUUAAGGCCAGGAAACCGGAUUGCCAAAUCAUAACCGAUCACCUUGUUGAGGACGCUGAUUGUCCCGGUCAAGACUUGACGUCGGACUAAUAAUUAAGUACGUUUUUAUAGUUGGUGCUGUAUUAUUUUGCCACCUAACCUACUUAUGUAGAUAUUUUUACUUGUAAAUCAAACCAUUUGCAUAGAUCGUAAACAGUUGCUACAGCUCACGAAUAUGCGUUGCACAAUAUAAUCAACGUAGUAUUAAUUAUCUAUGUAUGUGUAACUGAUCUCCAUUGACGCAAAUAAGUAAUUUUGGUUACUAAGCUCAUGCGAUUUUUGUUAACCAAUUUUAUUCAGACAAAUUGCAAGUUUACAUGCAUAUGUAUGCACAUACAUAUAUAAAGUAUAAAAAAAAAAU
This is a messenger RNA of Anastrepha obliqua, 2179 nucleotides long. RefSeq lists its product as uncharacterized. The record is from RefSeq and is a predicted model, not a curated record. Gene Ontology annotation, molecular function: protein binding. The transcript is spliced from 5 exons. Bases 67 to 1869 code for a protein of 600 amino acids. NCBI's taxonomy places the organism in Eukaryota, Metazoa, Arthropoda, Insecta, Diptera, Tephritidae.